This is a messenger RNA of Mytilus trossulus (common blue mussel), 5883 nucleotides long. RefSeq lists its product as uncharacterized. Bases 109 to 5868 code for a protein of 1919 amino acids. NCBI's taxonomy places the organism in Eukaryota, Metazoa, Mollusca, Bivalvia, Mytilida, Mytilidae. The record is from RefSeq and is a predicted model, not a curated record. The transcript is spliced from 11 exons.
GUCAUCACUUCUGAAUUGCACUUCCGGUUUCCAGCGUAACGUUAAUUUUUAGCAAAUCAAAAUCUAAAAUGAAUCUUUGAUGUGUAUAAGAAAAUAGAAAAUGAAGCAAUGCAUUUCCUCAUUGUUGCUUCAAGAUUAUUUGUCCUGUUAUUGCUAAGUCAAGAGGGAGCGUUGUUUUCCGACAUAACGAAAAAGAAAAAUACAAUCUGUGAUCAACACGUAGGCUGUUUUACAGUAACAGUUAAAAGUCCAGCAUGUCACUCUGGUAAACUUGCUCAGAGAGGGAACUAUUAUGUACUUGCUCUAGGGGUAACAGAUUGUGAUGGACAGGAUUAUGACCCAGGAACUAUUCACUGGCAGUUUGUAAAGCCACAGAAUCUUACACUUCCACACUGCAGUAAAAAAAAGAAAUGUGCAGUGAAAAAAGACAAGCUGAAAUUAGGUGAGACCUACCAUGUAAAGGUGGCAGUAUGGAUUGGCAAAAUUCAGGAAAAACUCAAGCUGACCAUUGUAUUAUCUUCAGGGAGAAGCAGUCAUUCCCAUGGAAGCAUUGUGGCUAGAAAGGGUGUUGAUGAAGGCUUUGUUGGACAUGUCCAAAAGUCAGAGAAGCUGGUCAAUUAUCACAAAACCAUCAGAACAAAGAACAACAAUACAGUAAUAUCUAUAGUUCAUCAAAGAGAGGCUCUAGAAACAUUGACAGAAAAUAGACGACACCGGAGACACCAUAGAGAGAUAGAUCAGACUUCCCCAUAUCAUUAUUCUCAAUAUAACACUCAAAACACUCAAUCUAUUAACCAUAAGUCUCAAUAUCAACAAAGACCAAAAUUAAGGCAACAUGUAACUAGCUCGAGGAUGGAAGCUCAUAAGGUUCCAAUUAAUCAUAAUUCUGAAUAUCACCAAAGACAACAUACAAGUAGCAAGCAGAAUGUAGGUCACAGUGAUCCAGUUGAACAUGAUACUGAGUACCAACAGAGGCCACAUUUAAGACAACAUAUUAGUAACAGGCAGAAUAUAGGUCACGGUAGUCCAAUUGCACAUAAUACUGGGUACCAACAGAGGCCACAUUUAAGACAACAUACAAGUAACAGGCAGAAUGUAGGUCACGGUGGUCAAAUUAAGCAUAAUACAGGUCACAGUGAUCUAAUUGAACACCAAACUGGGUACCAACAGAGGCCACAUUUAAGACAACUUACAAGUAGCUUGCAGAAUUUAGGUCACAGUGAUCCAACUGAACCCCAAACUGGGUACCAACAGAGGCCACAUUUAAGACAACGUACAAGUAGCUUGCAGAAUUUAGGUCACAGUGCUCCAAUUGAUCAUAAGUCUGAGUACCAACAGAGGCCAAAAUUGAGAAAGAUGUCUAAUAAUAUAUAUGAACAUAUAUCUGAUGGCACUGGUGGACAUAUGUCUGAUGGCACUGGUGGACAUAUGUCUGAUGGCACUGGUGGACAUAUGUUUGAUGGCACCGAUGAACAUUUGCCUGAUGACUCAGAUAAACAUAUGCUUGAUGGGACAGUUGAACCAAUGUUUGAUGACUCAGAUGAACAUUUGCCUGAUGACUCAGAUGAACACAUAUCUGGUGGCAUGGAUGAACAUAUGUUUAAUGGAACAGAUGAACACAUGUUUGAUGACUCAGAUGAACAUAUUUCUGAGAACAUGGGUGAAUAUAUGUCCAUUGACAAAUAUAAAAACAGAAAGAGUCCUGAACAUAAAUUCAUUGAAAAGUUCCUGGCGUCACCUAGAAAUAAAACCAGUCAAGUGUUGAUUCAACUUGGCAAUAAGAUGGAAAACUAUACAAGGAAUUUAACCAACUCUAAGGAAUAUAUAAUGGUCAUGUUGAGAAAAGAUGUUGUGAAGUUAUUGAGUUUGUUUAAUCUGUCCAAAUCAGAAAUUCAAAAUUUAGAGAAUAUGGUUAAAGCAAGAGCUGAAUUAAUAAAGAGUAAAAAUACUGGUUCAGAAAAUGUUAAUGUUCAAACUGGACACGCCAUGGCUGAUAUCUUUCAUAAAUUUUAUAAUAUAUCUUAUCAUGCUUCAAGAGCUGCCAUACUGGAAGAACUAAAGGUCAUCAAGCAGCACUUUGAUAAUUUAGAUGCCUGGGGACCAUGGUCAGAGUGGACAGCUUGUCCUAAGGCUUGUAAAGGUCAAAGUUUUAGAAUGAAGGAAAGGAAAUGUCAGCAUGGUAAAUCCUGUACUGGUAAAAGUAUGGAAUUUGCUCCUUGCCCAGCUGAUUGCUCUGCCUAUCAGCGAUGGACUUCUUGGUCUGGAUGGAGUAAGUGUAGUGUAUCAUGUGGAACAGGUAUAUCUAUAAGGAGGAGAGAUUGUAAAAUGGCUGACGAGGGAUGUGAAGGCCAGGACUCACAAUUGGAUUCUUGUGGAAGGUCACCCUGUCCAAUCCCUGUCACCACCUCAACCACGACCUCGACCACAACUUCAACUACAACCUCCACUACCACAUCAACCACCACUACCCAUGCUCCAAUGGUCAUUGCCUCACAAUGGGGUCAGUGGUCUGAAUGCUCUGUCACCUGUGGUAUGGGAGUUAUAUUUAGACAGAAGUUCUGUCAUGAUCAAAGAUGGCAACACUGUAAAGGGCCAGUUACACGGGAAAAUAAACGCUGCAUAACAGAUUCUUGUAACCAGCUAGUGGAACGACAACAGAUGCAGAUUUUAGAAGGUAAUGAUGCUGUUUUACAAUGUGGAAUAAAUGGAAUAAAAAAGAAUCCACAGAAUAGUGUAUACUGGAUUACACCUAAAGGAAAGAAAAUAGACCAACACACUGUCAUUAAAAGAGUUUUUGUUGUUGAUGAUAAGUUACUACUCAGAGAAACACAAAGAGGAGAACAUGGCGUGUACCAUUGUGUGUCAUCUGAUGGACAAACUUCUGAUGUAGAAAUAGAUGUUCUGUGGUGUGGAUUAGAGUUGUGCCAGCAUGGAGCUAGUUGUGUCAGGACACCAGCAAGACUACAACAUGGUCACAAAAGAUUUAAGUGUGUGUGUCAAUCAGGGUAUAUGGGCAUGUUCUGUGAGCAAAAGAUGCCACUGCCGUAUUAUCUGAUUCUAGUGAUUAUCCUGAUGUCCAGCCUGGUUUUUGUCAUCAUUCUGGUGUUAGUUAUAACCUGCCUCUGUCACAGGAAUAAGAAAAAGCUGUUAAUAACAGAUGAAAAAGGAGGAGGUGAUGAUAAAGGUGGAUAUGAAAUAGUUGCCACUGGAGAGAAUGAUGACACAGUAGAAUCCACCAAUGAAGAGACAGAUACUCAUAACCUUAGUGUGGUCAGUAAUGAUAACGAACUCAUGGAAAUUAGAGAAAAUGAUUUCAAAGAUUUUAAAAAACAGAACUCCUUCAACAUGUUUAGGUCCGCUUCCAGUCAAGAAUUGAUCAAAAAGAACUUAGAAUCGGGGAGUAAACAAGGAUCCAGAACAAAUUUACGUCAUGCUCGUAGAAUGUCAGAGCCAUCAAUGUCAAUAGAUCUUCAGGAACAAAUGGUCCAACCUCCUUCAGCUAAAUAUGAAGAGAAUUACCCUGAUACUGAAUUGUAUUAUGUUGAGGAUCGAUCUAACUUUACUUUCCCUGAUCCUCCAGACGAAUCGGAACUGCAUAAAAUCUUCAAUUCAGUUGAGAAGGAGGAACGAUUUUAUGCACGCUAUAUGAGAAAUAAUACAGGCAAAGCUGCCACAGUGGAUGGUAUGUGGCAGGAGGAUAGUCCAGAGCCACCGCAUGAGGACAUGGUGAUAACUGAACGUAACAAUAACAAGAUUGACUUUAACAUCAGUUUUGAAAAUGUUCAGCAACAGAGUAAUCGUAGGUUACCAUCAGUGGACGACUCAUCUAAACACGCAGUCCAACUGUCAGAAAGUUAUCACAAACCUGGACACGAAAUGACAAAAACAUAUGAACUAAAGAACUUCCUCGACAAGUUCAGCCCUCAACCCAGCAAAGAGAAUUUACAGGCUCGAUCACAAAACAGACAACCAUACCAUUGGAGUGAAUCACAAGAAGACCAGUCUAGAAGUCAUGACAAUUUACACAAUGUUUCUAGAAGGUUAUCUUUUGACGGAAAUGUCAAGCAGAAUGAAAGUGAGGCUGAGGAACAUAAUACACCACAACCUCAAUUCAUUAGAGGCAGCAGUGAUGGUCAGACAGAUGAGAUAAAAUCUCAGUAUAUAAAACCUAGUGAAGAUGUAGUAUCACAACAAAGAAUAGAGGAACAACACCCAAAUUAUGAUGAAGAUGAUGAUGGUCAAAUACGUAUGGUUCAUCGGAAAACUUUCUUGUCACCACAAAAAAGAUUAUUACGAGGUUCACCAGGUGGUAUAUCUAACCAAAGUGGUGGUACAACUGGAAACAUAUCCAUCCAAAGUCCUCAAGCUCCAGGUUACAUGUCCAGCCAAAGUCCUCAAACCCAAGGUAACAUGUCCAGCCAAAUUCAUAGUACACCAGGUCAUAUGUCCAGCCAGAGUCCUCAGAAAUCAGGUCACAUAUACAGCCAAAGUCAUGAUACAUCAGAUUACAUGUCCAGUCAAAGUCCUGAAACUCCAGGUCACAUGUCUAGCCAAAGUCCUCAGAAACAAGCUUAUAUAUCUAGUCAAAACCGUGCUACACUAUCCAAUAUAUCUAGCCAAAGCUAUGGGACUCCAGAUUACCUAUCUAAUGGAAGCCAUGUUACACCUUCUAAUGUGUCUAGCCAAGGUUUCAUAUCAAACCAAAGCCGAGUAACACCUUCUAAUGUGUCUAACCAAAGCAGUAUGACACCAGAUCAAAUAUCAAACCAAAGCAGUAUGUCACCAGAUCAAAUGUAUAACCAAAGCCGUGGUACACAAAAUCAAAUUCCUACCCAAAGUCUUGGUACACCAGAUGAAAUAUUCAACCAAAGUCCUCACAAAAAACAAUAUCGUAGUGUACCAUUUAACGUGGGAACCCAACCUCCUGCAAUACCAAUUAACAUGUCUAGCCAACCUCCAGCAUCACCUGAUUACAUGCCUGGUAAAAGACCUGUUACACUAGGCCAGUUAAUCAGCCAAAGUUCUGCCACACCAGAGUACAUGUCUGGUCAAAGUCCAGUAACACCAGGUCAGAUGUCAAGCCAAAGUCCUGUAACACUAGCUCGCAUGUUUGGCCAAAGUCCUGAGGCACAAGUUCCAGUAUCAAGAUACAGUAAUAGCACAUACAGUAAUAGCACGCUAGAUGACAUUAAUCAAAGUCAUGAAACACUAGGUCGCAUGUACGGCACACUUGAUGACAUCAAUAAUCAAUCACCAACCUGGAUGACUGAAAGUGCACAACAUCACCUGAAUAACCAAAGUCAAAGUGAACCUAAUCAAAUGAUUGACCAAAGCCGUGGUUUAACAAGUUUGAGAUCAAUCCAAAACCGUGGUUCACCAGGCAGCAGUAGAAACAAAGGGACUACAGAUACAUAUAAGUUUGGGGAAUAUUCUGAUGACAUGGUUUAUAGGUCCCCAAACAAAGUUAGACAACGUCCAGGACAAGAGUUAGAACCUAUUGAGAUAGAAGUUGAGAUAAAACGGAACUAUCCAAACAAUGUCGGAGACACACCAGGAUUACCUCCAAUGUACUUAACAUCAACACCAAACAAAACAGAGAAUUAUGAACAUGUGGUUACUGAAGAGGAGGAGGGUGUUUUCCAUCAGAGAGAGACUUAUGAUACAGAUAACAAGUCAAACAAUGAAAGAAAUGAGUUCUUAAAGGAGAUCCAUGAUGAUAUAUUUCAAUGUAUCAUUCAGACGAAUGAUUCAGGUAAAUUAGACAUCAAUGCUGGGCGAGUGGAGGAUGACGAUAACUGUCAGACCGGGCACCAGUUGUCACCUAUCAGUGAAGAAAGUACAGAACAAAGAAGUUCAGGAGGUAACUAACAGUAACUAUAGUAA